AGGACAUCCUCUUCGGAUUCCACAGAUAGCAUCAGAAAGCGCGUCGGCAAGGCUUGUGAUAGAUGUCGUUUGAAGAAGUCAAAGUGCGAUGGCAGCCAUCCAUGCACAAGGUGCAAGGCCGACAAUGCUAUCUGUGUCUUCGGCGAGAGAAAGAAGUCUCACGACAAGAUCUACCCCAAAGGCUACGUAGAGAUGCUUGAGCAACAACAAACACAACUGGUCGCUGGUCUCCAAGAAACAUAUCGUCGCCUAGUAGAUGCAAAUGUCUGGCCUGGAAAACCUCUUUCUGAAGCUAGCGGACAACCUCUUACUCAUGAUAUUCUUGCAAGACUGGACCUUCUGGAGCCCAAGAAUGACGGCAGUGGAGAGCACGAACAGUUCGAAGAGGACUGCCAGAAACUACAACAAAGACUCAUCUCGGAAGGUGCUUCAUUCAGUGCCAGGAGGAGUUCUGUCAGCUCAGAAUCGGAUCACGGUCUUCCUCGCAAGCACGCUCGCACAUCCUCCCACUCAAGCGUUCGCAGCACACCGAUACCGACAAACACUGCGCCAAUCUUUGACGACAAAUUUACCUUCCACCAAAGUGCUUCGCCAACACCAGUAUCUCACAGCCCGGUUCCCAAGUUCUCACAAAUGAGAUCGCCGAUCAAACCUUCACCA
Molecule: messenger RNA, 660 nt
Organism: Aureobasidium namibiae CBS 147.97
Lineage: Eukaryota; Fungi; Ascomycota; Dothideomycetes; Dothideales; Saccotheciaceae
Exons: 2
Biological process (GO): regulation of DNA-templated transcription
Molecular function (GO): DNA-binding transcription factor activity, RNA polymerase II-specific; zinc ion binding
Source: RefSeq, a predicted model, not a curated record